Messenger RNA from Trypanosoma theileri, 1137 nucleotides. Its product is annotated as putative calpain-like cysteine peptidase. The coding region runs from base 1 to 1137 and encodes 378 amino acids. The record is from RefSeq and is a predicted model, not a curated record. The transcript has a single exon. Lineage: Eukaryota; Euglenozoa; Kinetoplastea; Trypanosomatida; Trypanosomatidae.
AUGCUCUCUGUGGCCUCACGUGAUGUCUCUUCGGGGAUGGAGUCCCAGAGUGCAGUGGGGACACCAUACAAUGUGCAGCAGUUGCAGUCAGAGUUCCACGCUCUCACACCGCGCGAGGCAUAUAGAGAACUGUGCCAGCGCUUCCAGUGUCAUCCAAUCUCAGCAGUAGCGGCCAUGUUUCCAGAUCGUAUUGGACAAUGGAAUGAAACGACGGAAUUGAACUUUUCUCGAUUAUAUGUUGGAGCAAAAGGAGUCCGUCCGGUGGUAGAGCUUUGUAAACGAUUUCCCGCUCUCAAGUCACUGAACUUUGCUAAUAAUUAUCUAACAAAUGACUCUGUUUACUUUAUCACACGUAUGGCGAUGUUCCACCCGGCAUUAGAGCGUAUUGAACUGAGCGGCAAUGAGUUCAUCUCAUGGACGGGUGGCACUUAUCUCGCGGAGUUGGUGGUGCGAAACACAAAUAUGAAGGAAGUGGGUGUGCGCCGCACGUCUCUACCGCAGCCGGUGGCGGAGUCUGUGUUUGAACAGACAAGACGCAAUUGUGUAUUGGCCUUUCACGCCUCAGGGGGCACACCGAAGCCAAGUGUUCAUCCUGAAGUAAUUCACCUGCGAGCGAUGAAACGUUACUUUGUGGAGAUACAGCAGAAUGGCACAGUGCCGGCGUCGGCGUUAGUAGAUGGACUGCGUGAGCGGAUGCGUAUUCUCGGACACGAGCGUGACUUUGGUACCUUCACAGAGGAAUUCUUAGAGCAACUGAAGGCCCGUGCCCCACAGGAGCGUCUCACGUGGGAAAUGUUUAUUGUGCUUUUGCGACUUGAUGGUAGUGAGUAUGAUGACAUAUUGAUAAAGAAACUACAGCGUGUAUUUUUGGAGUUUAACAUGGAACCAUCAGAAGGUAUGGAAGGCUUCAUUGAGGCACGGGAUCUUGCUGCGAUACAUGCACGCCUGUAUGGUGAACCAAUAUCCUCUGAAGAGGUAAAACAUCUUUGUAGUCGUAUUGGUCUGGAUGAGACCAUGACGAUUCAGUGGGAUGAAUUUAUGAUGAUAAUGUAUAUUCGUGGUCCUAAGGAGAUGUAUGAUGCUCUCUCCUGGACUAGGACCCCUCUGGAACACCCUAAAACAGCACUUUACUUUUGA